CAAAAACAUGGACGCGUCUGGUUGAAUCUAUGAAUAAAAUUUGCUUUUAUAUGCAAAAAUGUCGAUCAACAAAGUAAUUUUCCGGUAUUUUCAGUAGUUUAAGUUAAAAAACACCGCUACGCGAUGGACUAUAAACCGAACUUUAUAUGCUUCGAUCAAGUGUGUAGAAUUUGUAUGAAAACCAGUGAUGGUUUGCAGUCAAUUUUCGGUCAUCCGCAAGACAUUCCGGAAAUUGUUAUGCUGCUUUCAAAAGUUGAGGUUCUCGAAAGCGAUAAUUUACCGAAGCAGAUAUGUCCCGAGUGUAUGACCUACGCUGGAAACGUAGUAGAGUUUAAGGAACGUUGCCUACAAUCUGACCGAACAUUGAGAGAGUACAUUUCGGGUAGCUACGAAGAUCGUAAGCAGAACUUUCUGAAACAGGAGCAUGGACUGCUGGUGGAAGACACUGAUAGUCUACCUCUGGGGCCAGAGUUUAUCAAAUGUGAGAUCGAUGAAUCGGCCAGCGAUAAGUCCGAUGAAGGAGGUAACGAUUUUGAGAUUGUCGAUGGAAAUGACAGCUAUAGUGAAGAAGAUGAUGCUGGCGAUGAAAACUAUCCUGAGCACGAGAAAGUUAAAAUUGAUCGUCGAAUCCGAAGGCGGCGUAGGAUACGGAAAACUGUGGAGGACGAUUCGGAUGACGAACCCUUGAUCGUGAAGCGUAUAAGAAUAGAAACUCACGGUUGUACAACAUGCGAUGAAAAGUUUACAAACAAAUCCCUCAUCAAGUUUCACAUGAAGAGUGAUCAUGCUGACGACAAAACCGCCCCGGAGGAUAAGAUAAGACGGUGUUUUUACUGUCCGAAGGCGUACUCAAACUAUGAGCUUCUCAAAAUUCAUCUGAACUUCCAUCCUCGAAAUGAGUGGAUCUGUCCAAUGUGCGGUAAGGAGAUGAAGAAGAAAGGAAAAUUCAUAGACCAUUUGAGAAUGCAUGCAAAUGAGAGACACUAUAAGUGUGACAUAUGCGAAAAGGAUUUUACCUCGCACAAGUACAUUUCAAACCACAUGAAAAUGCACAAAAAGAAGGGUGAGAAGGAGGAUAAAUGCAAAUCUGAUGACUCGAGUGAUAGCGAAUUUGAUCCGGCUGAAGAUGAAAAGGAAGAAGAGGAUGAUGAAGAUUUUAAUUCGUCAGAUAAGGAUAAGAGUUCAUAUCAACCGAACCCCGAAGCUCCUAAGGUUUGUCCAGUGUGUGGUGAAACGUUUGAAAAGGUGAUAUACGUUAAAUUCCAUCUCGAAAGUGAGCAUAUUCCUCUGGAUGAAUCCACAGAUAGAGUACAUCAUUGUGCGACAUGCAAGAAAAAUUACAUGACAUUCGAACAGCUGACUAAUCAUAUGAAACUUCACUCGGAGAAAAUCUGGAGCUGUCCUGAAUGCAAAAAACAGUUCCGACGUUUGGACAAAUAUAAAGAUCAUCAGAAAAUUCAUCAGAAUGAUCGUACCUUCCUCUGUGCACAUUGUGGUAAGGAUUUCCCUACGACAAAGUACAUGAACCGGCACCUACAAACACACAUGAAGGAGAAGGUUCAAAAACCGGACGAGGAGUUUGAGUGUGAAGUUUGUGGUAAAAAGAUGAAAUACAAAUCCAACUACACUAAUCACAUGAAAACCCACGGUCCGGAACAUUCAAAGCAGAUCAAGGCGGAUCCAGAUUCUCCGCCUAAGAAGAUCUACCUUUGUAGUAUAUGCGGUCGGAAUUGUGGUUCUUCAAGCAAUCUAACAGUGCACAUGCGUCGACACAACGGCCAAGCGAUAUGCUCCUGUUCUGUCUGUGGCAAAGGAUAUCCACGAAAGGCUGAUCUGGUUAUGCACAUGAGGAGGCAUACAGGUGAAAAACCAUACGAAUGUCCUACUUGUGGGCGUGGAUUUGCUAGGAGAGAUAAGCUUCGAAUUCACAUCCGAACUCACACCGGCGAAAAACCUUACGCGUGUCCUUGUGGGCGCGCAUACGCUCAGAAAAAUGAUCUCAAGACACAUCAGAAGCGCAACACGUGCGGUCAAAACUUUGACAUCACCAAACUGAUGGCGCCCUAUCAGCCGUCGAUUUGUGUUCGCCCUCAGCAUGCUCCUCAAGCGGCCCCGAAGAGGGAGCUACCACCACCGCCAGUGCCGGUCUCCGCGAGUACAGCAGGUCCUUCAGUUUCGCAAUCGUACCAUAAUACUAAUCCCACCUAUUCGGUUGCUCAACCGAUGACUAGUGGAAUGGUGAGUGGUAUCGAUAGCGGACACAGCAUUCCUCCGUCUCCACAUCAUGAUCUGAGCAGAAUGUCUGACUCGGUGCCAAACAGUCCAGUGGAUUUGAUGACACAUCGGCACCAGUUUGGAGCCUUUCCGGGUCACAUGGUUCCGGGAUUUCCCAAUCCUUAUCAGCAGCCUAAGGUAGACAUGUGCAAUCAGUGAGCGUGUUUUACUUGGAUUCCGAUGAUUUUUUUUGGCGGAGAAUGUGUUUUCGUAUGCAAACGUUUUAAGUAAGGCAAUAAAGUUGCUAUUUAA
Molecule: messenger RNA, 2526 nt
Organism: Topomyia yanbarensis
Lineage: Eukaryota; Metazoa; Arthropoda; Insecta; Diptera; Culicidae
Product: zinc finger protein 569-like
Exons: 9
Coding region: 124-2433 (769 amino acids)
Biological process (GO): regulation of transcription by RNA polymerase II
Cellular component (GO): nucleus
Molecular function (GO): DNA-binding transcription factor activity, RNA polymerase II-specific; RNA polymerase II transcription regulatory region sequence-specific DNA binding; zinc ion binding
Source: RefSeq, a predicted model, not a curated record